UGCUCGUUGAUGCAAGCCAUGUCCCCGCAAUCAGACGCUCUAUGAAACAAGGCUGAAACUUGGGCUGCGGGUCCGUCAUGAAGUCCCAUGAAAGGUGGACGAAGACCCCAAGAGACGAAGCGGAUGGCCUUGGCGAAGGUGCUUGGCGAAGAGCCUACCCGCAAAGACAUGAAGGCGAUUAUUCUCAGGGCACUUCUAGCACUCACGUUCCUGAAUAUACCAAGUGAAGGCCUCCCGUUCACGCGACGGUAAAACCACUUAUUUACGGGGCUGGCUGCAUCUACACAGAAGAUUUGCACAAUCCGAAGUGCAAAGACAUAUUCACAUGGGACAUAGACACAGGCAUAGUGUCGCCUUUAAGUCUCAAGGUCAACGACACAGUCCGACUCAUCAGUAAAAACAAGACAGUAACUGUAACACUUGAGUUUAAUGGUGCAUCGAGUAUAACGUGGAGCCAAAGAAGAGUAAAUCCGAGCAAAAUGAAAAAGCCGGCGGCUGUAGUGAAACAGGAAUGCAACUUCAGCGCCGAGGCCGAUUUUAAGGGGUAUGUUGCGUACAGACUCGAAGAAGUGAGAGGAGAUAUGCCGAAUUACGAUACUUUUGACAUAGUCAACCUCAAAAACCAUACGAAAGGGCUGGAAGUGCACGGCGAUACGUUAGUUUACAACGUAACUGGUACAUUUCGACACGAGCUGGUGUGCAAAAAUGAGAGGGCUAAACCGCGCGGAAAUAUUAGACGCCCAAUUAAAUAAAUUAAGCAGAGUACUGGGCUAAUUUGUCUUCCGACAUACCAGUAGAACUAUAGCGGAGCAACGAAAAGAAAAAACACUUCAGAAGCCCUUGCCCUAUCGGGAAAAUGGGGGCAAGUGAAGCAUGGCGCGUGCGUGCUUGACGUACUGCUUUUCUUUCUUUCUUUCUUUCUUUCUUUCUUUCUUUCUUUCUUUCUUUCUUCCUUUCUUUCUUUCUCUCUCUCUCUCUCUCUCUCUUCCUUUAUUUUGUUUGUUUUUUUAUUCACGCGAACACCGCAAAGAAGUGACGCUCUUUCGCCUUUUCUUCUCGGUGGUUUGCGUCGUCGAAUUUUCUUGUAAACAUGCACCAACUAUAGCCAAACAGCAAGUUUUACUAAAGUAGCGACAACUGCCUGCCCUCCCGAUCCUCUCUCACGAGCGGCCGGCGUCUGCCGCCAUGUUAUUCCUAACCUAGAUUUACGAAGCCACGCACCUUUCAGUGGACAAUAUGCGGACGCGAAGCGCAUUUCUCCCCCCGCUAAAAUCCCUCGUCACUAGCGAGCGGGACACGCGUCCCCCGCUGCUUCAUCAGGCGAUGUAAGAGCGUUAGGAAGAGCGUGGCUACCUAUAACGAGAGUUACCCAAUGAGAAUCAUCGGCGGCGCUGCAAUGGUUGUCGCUAUUUUGCAAAGAAGAGAAAAAAAGUUUAGGGAUUUCACCUUUACUGAGUCGGACCUAUCCUGUCAUUGUUUGAAGUGCCGCGUUAUGGCUACGCAUGUCCUCGACGAUAACAGGGGCCCAGGACCCCUCCUAGAUCUUGCAUUCCAAUACUGUUUACUUCCCACCUUUUCCCCGCAAAGCUGGGGACCAAAGGCAUGCCACUGUAAGGACGUCGACGCUUCUUUUUCAUUUUUGCUUCCAUUGCAAACCUUUUCUUUCGGGCUUAACCAAUGAGGGGGAUGUUGCGGCGAAACUUGGCUAUUCUACGCACGCCCAUAUGGGCAAGCUGGCGCUCGUUGGUCCCUCUUCUGUCCUUUUAUCAUGUCUUGCCGCGUGAUUUAUAAAAAGAGAAAUGGGAAUUUGUCCGCAAUUUGUGCGCUUCUUGUUUAUUUUUGUAUUAUUACAGCGAAAGCUGUUAUGAGAUCAUUUCACCGGCCGUUUUUGG
Molecule: messenger RNA, 1892 nt
Organism: Rhipicephalus sanguineus (brown dog tick)
Lineage: Eukaryota; Metazoa; Arthropoda; Arachnida; Ixodida; Ixodidae
Source: RefSeq, a predicted model, not a curated record